Molecule: messenger RNA, 1519 nt
Organism: Anas platyrhynchos (mallard)
Lineage: Eukaryota; Metazoa; Chordata; Aves; Anseriformes; Anatidae
Gene: CPB1
Product: carboxypeptidase B1
Biological process (GO): proteolysis
Molecular function (GO): zinc ion binding; metallocarboxypeptidase activity
Source: RefSeq, a predicted model, not a curated record
CCUUAGCACUCUCCCCCCACACCUUUGAGAGUUUCAGCUGUUUUCACAGGUGUGAAUUAAAACAAACAUUAGAAAUAGUAUGCAAAUAAAACAUGGCCAAAGGAAUAAUCAGUCAGCUGAUUAGUGGGUUGUUCUGGUGUAUUUUUGAUAAAAAGGAGGACAAAACAAAUUUAUAAAAGCAGCCUAGAAGAACUGAAAAUGUGGUUUUCGUCUUUGAAAUAAUGUGGGCCUUCUUGGUUCUCCUGGGUGCUGCAGCUGUGUCUGCUUAUCCGAACAAUCUUGCUUUUGAUGGCCAUAUGGUGUUUCGUGUGAUUCUACAGAAUGAGGGCCAGGUGGAAAUCAUCAAUUCCCUUGCCAGCAAAAUGCAGGUUGAUUUUUGGCAGCCAGACUAUGUCACGCUGGUAAAGCCAAAAAUGCAAGUUGAUUUCCGAGUUGAAGCUGACAAGGUUUUUGAGGUUGAACAUCUUUUGAAGGAAAACAAAGUGGAGUAUAGAGUUCUGAUCAACAACCUGAAGACUGCACUGGAUGCUCAGUUUGACAGCAAAGCUCGUAGCACCAGUCACAGCUAUGAAAAGUACAACACCUGGGAACAGAUAGCUGCUUGGACUGAGGAUAUUACUGCUCAGAACCCAGACCUUGUUUCUCGAAGUGUAAUUGGGGAAACAUAUGAAGGACGGCCAAUGUACCUUCUCAAGUUGGGAAAAAGUGGUACAAAUAAGAAGGCCAUCUUUAUGGAUUGUGGUUUCCAUGCAAGAGAGUGGAUCUCCCCUGCUUUCUGCCAGUGGUUUGUGAAAGAAGCUGUUGAGACCUAUGGAAAAGAUAAUGUCAUGACCAGACUUCUCAACAACCUGGACUUCUAUGUUUUGCCUGUUCUUAAUAUUGAUGGUUACAUUUACACUUGGACAAAUGACCGUAUGUGGAGAAAGACACGCUCUAAAAAUUCUGGUAGCUUUUGCAUUGGUACUGAUCCCAACCGGAAUUUUGAUGCUGGCUGGUGCAGUAUUGGGGCCUCAAGAAGACCCUGUGAGUCCACUUACUGUGGCUCUGCACCUGAGUCUGAAAAGGAGACCAAGGCUUUGGCUGAUUUUAUUCGUGAACAUCUUUCUACAAUCAAAGCAUAUCUGACUAUUCACUCCUAUUCCCAGCUGCUACUGUUUCCUUAUUCAUAUGCUUACAAAUACCCAGAGAAUUAUGAGGAACUGAAUUCCAUCGCUAGUGCUGCAGCCAAACAGCUGGCCACUUUGUACAAUACUGAAUAUACAUACGGCCCAGGAGCUACAACAAUCUAUCCUGCUGCAGGGGGCUCUGAUGACUGGGCUUAUGAUCAAGGCAUCAAGUACUCUUUCACUUUUGAGCUCCGAGACACUGGCUAUUAUGGCUUUCUUCUCCCUGAAUCUCAGAUAAAGCCAACCUGUGAGGAGACUUUGCUUGCUGUUAAAUACAUUGCCAAUUAUGUCCUUGAUCACUUGUAUUAGAAUGAAUUUCUAAAAACUAUUAAAGAAAGAUUUAUUCAAAGGCA